ACACAUUUGUUUUUUGUUUAUAUGUUUUCUUCUAGGAACGAAGCUUAUCUGGACCGAACACCCACGGGUGGGCGGGUCCGAUAGAGCUAGAGAGAGAGAGCGGGGGAGAGAGAGAGCGCGGGGGUUCCCUCCACCUGAGUCAGCGCGCAUGCGUGAUUCCCGCCGCUGUCAGCUUUUCCCCCGCACGCGCUGGCAGGUCGGACUCAGACCGUUGGAGACUUUGGCAGAAAAACACGGACCGUGGAUCCGGGAAUCGGUGUUUCUUCCCUGUUUCUGGCUCGUUUGAAGGAUUAAAACCGGGAGACAUUCAUUCCGGCUGCUGAUCUUCACCCGCUGAUGUUUCGAAUGACUCUUCUCCACUGUUACCAUGGUUACCCGUGAUCCUGGUGACCCUUCAGUCUGCUCCCGUCCAAUCAGACGUGGCGAUGCACGUCAUGGGCAGCGUCUCCCCGGCCAACGACAUCCAGGGGUUUUCCUUCCAGGAGGACGCAGCCGUUGCUGAGGCCAUGUCUCCGCCGUCCGCGCUCAGAUUUUCACACAACAGUAAAAAUGGAACCCAACUCGUAGAAAACCUUCCUCCUCCUCCUCCUCCUGCUCCUCUUCCUCCGCCGCCGCCGCCACCUCCUCCUCCUCUGCUGCCUGCAGAUAAUCCAGGUGGGAUGAAGAAGAAGAAGAGGGUGAGGAGUUUCUUCUGGAAAACGAUUCCAGCGGAGCAGGUCAAAGGUCACGCCAACCUCUGGACUCAGGGUCCAGUCCAGCAGGAUUUCCAGAUUGAUGUCCAGAAAAUCGAGGAGCUUUUCACGCAGAGCGACGGCCCGCCGGUUUCCACGCCAACCAGAGGAGGAAAAACCCGGGUGUCGUUCAGGGAGGCCAAAGACGAGGUCUCCAUCCUCGACUCGAAGCGAGGGCUGAACAUCGCAAUCUUCCUCAAACAGUUCAAAAGGUCCAAUCAGACGCUGGUGGAUGAGAUUCGCCAUGGCAACAGUGAAUCAUUUGGGGCGGAGCCUCUGAGAGAGCUGCUGAAGCUGCUUCCAGAAAAAGACGAGGUGAAGAAGCUGAAGGCGUACCGAGGCGACGUCUCCAAGCUCUCAUUGGCCGAUUCCUUCAUUUAUCUGCUGACUCACCUGCCCAGUUACUCGGUCCGCAUCGAGUCCAUGCUGUUAAAGGAGGAGUUUCCUGCUUCCUGCGACGCCAUGAAGCGAGAUUUUAAAAUCCUUCGCUCUGCAACCAAAGAGUUAAUGUGCUGUAAGGAGCUCCACGCUGUUCUGCACUUGGUGCUGCAGGCCGGAAACAUCCUCAAUGCUGGAGGUUCUGCAGGAAACGCCGUGGGCUUCAAGCUGUCCUCCCUCCUGUCGCUUGCAGACACCAAGUCCAACAAACCGGGGAUGAACCUGCUGCACUUCGUGGCUCUGGAAGCUCAGAAAAAAGACCAAAAGCUGCUGGAGUUUCCUCUGAAACUGAGUCACAUCCAGGCUGCAUCCAGGAUCUCCAUGGAAACGCUGGAUGCUGAACUGCAGCUGCUGACGUCUCGCACGCGCUCAGUAGAGGAGAGCAUCCAGAAAGACACAGAGCUGCUGCAGCAGCUGGACAGUUUCCUUCAGAGCGCCACAUCGUCGUUGUGCUCGCUGCGCGGCGGCCAGCAGCAGCUGAAGAAGGAAGGCAGAGAGCUGAUCGACUUUUUCUGCGAGGACAGAGACUCAUUCAGGCUGGACGACUGCUUCAGCAUCUUCCAGACCUUCUGCACCAAGUUCACAAACGCUGCCAAGGAGAACAAGGAGAGAGAGGCGAAGGAAACAGCUCGCCGUCAGCGGAUGCACGAGGAGGAGCUGAAGAGACACUCAUGGUCCGGAGGAGAGGAGGUGACCGGAGCCCUCGGGUGGCGCUGCAGAAGUGAAACCGACAUGUCAACAGCAGCAAAGGAUGAGGUUGGACUUCUACUGGACCUCCUGAACCCAAAGUCCCAGUCUCGCUCCUCUCUGAAUACCAAGCACGUCACUCGAGGACGUUCGGGGAACUUCCAGCGAAACCGUAACUCUCCAUCCAGCUCACCAUCUCUCGUUGCAGAGCGGGAACUUAGCGCAAUGUUGGAGAAAUCCAACGACCUCAGAGUUCCUCGGCAGAGAGGAAAGGAGGACACAAAGAAACAUUUCCCAUCAACCUCCUCUAAACUUGAGCCUGGGGUUUCAGGACUCUCUCCUACGAAGGUUUUAACCCACUCAGAGACCCCCACCAGAAGGAACCCUGAAAACAUCGAUGAAGCACGUAAAGAUGUAAAUAAAGAUGAAGCUCCAGUCAAAUCUACCUCUGAUUCAAAGCAACAGUCUGAGCUCAACAACAGUGGGAAUAACUCAACCAUCGUCAGCAGUGACGAAAAACUCCCCAACAGUCCGACUGAGUCUCGUUUGAGGAAUGAAACAGCUGAUCAGACUUCCAGAAGACAGAGUGCUGUCUGUAGCACCACUGCUGCUAAAGGAAACAUGUCUGUGCUUUUAGAGAGAUGCACCCUGGUGCCUGAGCUAAAGGUGUUUGACAGUACCACCACCACCCGGAUGGGCGGUGGCGACUCAUUAACCGCAGGUCCAGAAGAACAGGGAGCAGACAAACCUCAGAAUAACUCCCAGGAGAUUGAGAAGAACAUUGAGGAACAAGAAAAGGUGAUUGUCUGGUGUGUGACAGGUGUGUGUGAAGUAGGCAGUGAAAACACACCUCUACACACAGAGAAGGAUCAACAGGGAGGGAAGACUCAGGGAGAAAAGCAGCAAACUUCCUCUGCAACAUCCACUAGUUCAGAAGCUCAGGCAGAUGGUCAAACCACAGAGACCGUCCCAAUCAGCAGCCAACCAGUGCCUGUCUCCCGCUCUAAUAACCCUGGAUUACAUCCAAUAAUCCCUGCAUCACCCAAUCCAGAUCCCACUCUGACUGCAGAGGCACCUGAAAAAGCUAAAAUGAUUAACUCCACUGAUCAGAGGACAGAUGUGGCACCUGGCUCAGAGGAAACAUCUGAUAAUACAAACAUAAACAAGAAGAUUUUGAGGCAAAGGACAGUAGAAAGUUCUUCAACUGGUGGGAAAACAAAACCUGAAACUUCAACCAAAAACUCCACCAAGAAGUCCCUGAACUCCAGAACUGGAAAUACUGGAGUGAAACCAUCAAACACAACCUCUACAGGCGGCAGGUCGAUCCGCACUCUCACCAGCUCCGAGAACCAGAACAUGAGGCGAAUUGUACCAAUGACAAGGACCAACCCAGGUUCUUCGUCCAGAGAUAAAAAACCUGAAAAGCCUCCAGUGAACACCCGCAGCUCCUCCAGAACCACUAGUCUGAACAUCCCCUCCCCCCAUCAAGGAGAGAAACCCGGAUCUGCUCCGGCGUCCCAACGGUCAGGCUCCACUAAGACCCCGGAGUCCAAAGAGCAGAACCAGGACCUCGAGGGCAGGCCAUCCGUCCGGAAACCCCUAAAGAAACCCAAAACCCAAACAGAGGAGAAAAUGUGUCUCUCCAAGCUUCGAACUCUCAAUCAGGUUGGAGGGGGCAGCGUCAGUGCUCCUGUCACGCCUCUACACAAAUCCAGAACCCCAUCAUCAGCGCUUCCGGGUUUCACCAGAAACACAGCAUCUUCUUCUUUCAGAAGAACCAAACCUCCUCUGUCUCAUCCCCCCAACACCAGUUCCCCUAAAUCCUCCCCCAAGACCUUCUCAUCCUCCUCCAGAGCCACAGAUCUUCUGAACACCUCUUCCUCUUCCACUCUGAAGAGGUCUCAGAGCGCCAGAUCCUCUGCUCCGUCACCUCUCCACAGCUCUCUGGCGCCCCCUAAAGGCCACACGCGAAAUGACAGCGGCAGCGACAAGUCAACCUAUUCCAAAGACUGGAGCAAGGCCAGCAGACCGAGCUGGAGAUAACAAGAGAUGGAAACAUAAACUCUUGGUUUUUGUUGUUCCUCUGGAGGUCAAAGUGAACUGUAGAGUCCAGAUACAAACAGAGGAUUCUUCCUAAAACAAACAUUUACCUUAUUGUUCAGAAAUUGUUUCCUUUUCGUUUUAACUCCAACAUGUUGGAGGUAAAAUUAUGGAAACACUAAAUAUGUGUUCUUUGUACAAUCAGUACUAAUAAUGUGCUUUAAAACCCCACAAACGACACAUGCAGAGGUGAAGAAUAAGAUGUUUUCUAACUGAGAUAUUUAUGUAAACAUGGCAUUCAGUGUUGAAGAUUUAUGAACUAAAACUAACUAUAGAAUUAGACUUUCUUGUCUUUUAAAGCUGAUAGGCACCAAACAGUGUAAAGGGGAAAAUAUCCUAUUGUCUCAUUAUGUUGAUUAAAGUCAGUCCCAACAUUUGUCAGUAGGGGGGACUGUUUGCCUUUUAAACAUGUUCAUAUGAUCCUACAUUUUAAUAUCCGUUUCAUUUGAUCUCAAUAAACAAGAAGCUUUCUGUUUUCAUUCAAGUGAUACAUCAUGUACGUUGGUGAAAGUCUGAGUCUGAAUUGGUCCAGGUGGAAAAAAUGCUCUUGGUGUGGAAGGAUUUCUGCUAAUAUAGUCUUGCUAUCUAGCAAGGGGAAGGACAGAGGAAGGAGAAACCUUGGUUAGCUCGCUGGCUUUUUUGCAUCUAUCAUGGUUUAACUGAUAUUUCAGGGGCAUAAUGUUACACUAAACCAUUUAGCAGAAUCCAGCCUUUAAAUUAAGUUCAUUUAACCAGGUGGACAUGCUUAACCCCACUAGGGAUAAGCAUGUUGGAUGACAAAUGGAUUAAUGUUACUGCUUUCCUUCUGCUCAGUUGUGUGCAGCGCCAUCUGGUGGCAGCACCUCCACGGUCUUGUCAGUUUAUUGUCUGUUUAUAGGAGGUCCAACACCCUUGUCAAAUGAAGUCACCUAGUUCACAUCUGAAACAAUAUUAAAUUGACUUUUUGGACACA
Xiphophorus hellerii (green swordtail) is the source of this 4908-nucleotide messenger RNA. Its product is annotated as FH2 domain-containing protein 1-like. The transcript has 14 exons. The record is from RefSeq and is a predicted model, not a curated record. The coding region runs from base 426 to 3899 and encodes 1157 amino acids. NCBI's taxonomy places the organism in Eukaryota, Metazoa, Chordata, Actinopteri, Cyprinodontiformes, Poeciliidae.